CCUGCGCGGCUGCGCACGUUCCAUCUCCGCGCCUUUUUCGCGGAGCAGAACCAGAAAGAGAACGGGCGCCUGAUUUCUGGGCAUUGCGCCCGGCGCGAGGUGCGGGAUGGAGAGCAAGGCGCUGCUGGCCCUUGCUCUGUGGUUCUGCGUGGAGACUCGGGCUGCCUCUGUGGGUUUUUCUAGUGUUUCCCUUGAUCCACCCAGGCUCAGCAUCCAAAAAGACAUACUUACAAUUAUGGCUAACACAACGCUUCAGAUCACUUGCAGAGGUCAGAGGGAGUUGGACUGGCUCUGGCCCAACAAUCAGAGUGGCUCUGAGAAAAGAGUGGAGGUCACAGAUUGCAGCGACAGCUUCUUCUGUAAGAUGCUCACAAUUCCAGAAGUGAUUGGAAAUGAUACUGGCGCCUACAAGUGCUUCUACCGGGACACUGACGUGGCCUCCGUUGUUUAUGUGUAUGUUCAAGAUUACAGGUCUCCGUUUAUUGCUUCUGUUAGCGACCAACAUGAAGUUGUAUACGUCACUGAGAACAAAAACAAAACUGUGGUAAUUCCAUGUUUGGGGACUGUUUCCAACCUCAAUGUGUCACUUUGUGCAAGGUAUCCAGAAAAAAGAUUUGUUCCUGAUGGGAACAGAAUUUCCUGGGACAGCAAGAAAGGCUUCAGUAUUCCCAGCUCUAUGAUCAGUUAUGCUGGCGUGGUCUUCUGUGAAGCAAAAAUCAAUGAUGAAAGCUACCAGUCUAUUAUGUACAUAAUUGUGGUUAUAGGGUACAAGAUCUAUGAUGUGGUUCUGAGCCCCCCUCAUGGAGUCGAGCUGUCUGUUGGAGAGAAGCUCGUCUUAAAUUGUACGGCACGAACUGAGCUAAAUGUGGGGAUCGACUUCCACUGGGAAUACCCUUCUUUGAAGCAUCAGCAUAAAAAACUUAUAAACCGGGACCUAAAAACCCAGUCUGGGACGGAAAUGAAGAAGUUCUUGAGCACCUUGACUAUAGAUGGUGUAACCCGGAGUGACCAGGGGUGGUAUAUCUGUGCAGCUUCCAGUGGGCUGAUGACCAAGAAGAACAGUACGUUCGUCCGGGUACAUGAAAAGCCUUUUGUUGCUUUCGGGAGUGGCAUGGAAUCCUUGGUGGAAGCCACCGUGGGGGAGCGUGUCAGAGUCCCUGUCAAGUACCUUGGUUACCCUCCUCCAGAAAUAAAAUGGUAUAAAAAUGGAAAGCCCAUUGAGUCCAAUCACACAAUGAAAGUGGGGCAUGUGCUGACUAUUAUGGAAGUGAGUGAAAGAGAUACGGGAAAUUACACUGUCAUUCUUACCAACCCCAUUUCAAAGGAGAAACAGAGCCACAUGGUGUCUCUGGUGGUGAAUGUCCCACCUCAGAUCGGUGAGAAGUCGCUGCUGUCUCCCGUGGACUCUUACCAGUAUGGCACCUCCCAAACGCUGACGUGCACGGUCUAUGCUGUCCCCACUCCAAGUCACAUUCGCUGGUACUGGCAGCUGGAGACAGAGUGCACCUAUCCGCCCGCCCUCGCUGCCUUAACAACAAACCCAUACACUUGUAAGGAAUGGAGAAAUGUGGAGGACUUCCAGGGGGGAAACAAAAUUGAAGUCAACAAAAAUCAGAUUGCCCUAAUUGAAGGAAGAAACAAAACUGUAAGUACUCUUGUUAUCCAAGCGGCCAAUGUGUCUGCUUUGUAUAAAUGUGAAGCAGUGAACAAAGCUGGAAGAGGAGAGAGGGUUAUCUCCUUCCAUGUGACCAGGGGUCCUGAAAUCACGUUGCAACCCGGCACCCAGCCCACCGAGCAGGAGAGUGUGUCUCUGUGGUGCUCCGCGGACAGAACUAUGUUUGAGAACCUCACGUGGUACAAACUCGGCCCACAGGCCCUGCCCAUCCACAUGGGUGAUUUACCCACACCUGUCUGCAAGAACUUGGAUGCUCUUUGGAAAAUGAAUGCCACCAUGAUCUCUAACAGCACAAAUGACAUCUUGAUCAUGGAGCUGCAGAAUGCAUCCUUGCAGGACCAAGGAGACUAUGUCUGCUUUGCUCAGGACAGGAAGACUAAGAAAAGACAUUGUGUGGCCAGGCAGCUCACAGUCCUAGAGCGCAUGGCACCCAUGAUCACGGGAAACCUGGAGAAUCAGACGACAAGUAUUGGUGAAACCAUUGAAGUUUCCUGCACAGCAUCUGGGAAUCCCUCUCCACAGAUUACGUGGUUUAAAGAUAAUGAGACGCUUGUGGAGGACUCAGGCAUUGUGCUGAAAGAUGGGAACCGAAACCUAACUAUCCGCAGGGUGAGGAAGGAGGAUGAAGGCCUGUACACGUGCCAGGCGUGCAGUGUCCUUGGGUGUGCAAAAGUGGAGGCGUUUUUCAUAGUAGAAGGUGCCCAGGAAAAGACAAACUUGGAAGUCAUUAUUCUAGUAGGCACUGCAGUGAUUGCCAUGUUCUUCUGGCUGCUUCUUGUCAUCGUUCUACGGACCGUUAAGCGGGCCAAUGGAGGGGAACUGAAGACGGGCUACUUAUCCAUCGUCAUGGAUCCAGACGAACUCCCCUUGGAUGAGCACUGUGAACGCCUGCCUUAUGAUGCCAGCAAAUGGGAAUUCCCCAGAGACCGGCUGAAACUAGGUAAGCCUCUUGGUCGUGGUGCCUUUGGACAAGUGAUUGAAGCAGAUGCCUUUGGAAUUGACAAGACAGCAACCUGCAAGACAGUGGCUGUCAAAAUGUUGAAAGAAGGAGCAACACACAGUGAACACCGAGCCCUCAUGUCUGAACUCAAGAUCCUUAUUCAUAUCGGCCACCAUCUCAACGUGGUCAACCUUCUUGGUGCCUGUACCAAGCCCGGGGGGCCACUCAUGGUGAUUGUGGAAUUCUGCAAGUUUGGAAACCUGUCGACUUACUUAAGAAGCAAGAGAAAUGAAUUCGUCCCCUACAAGACCAAAGGGGCACAGUUCCGGCAGGGGAAAGAAUACGUCGGGGAGAUCACCGUGGAUCCUAAACGCCGCUUAGACAGCAUCACCAGCAGCCAGAGUUCAGCCAGCUCUGGGUUUGUUGAGGAGAAGUCCCUCAGUGAUGUGGAGGAGGAGGAAGUUUCUGAAGAUCUGUACAAGGACUUCUUGACCUUGGAGCAUCUCAUCUGUUACAGCUUCCAAGUGGCCAAGGGCAUGGAGUUUUUGGCAUCACGGAAGUGUAUCCACAGGGACCUGGCAGCACGGAACAUCCUCUUGUCGGAAAAGAACGUGGUUAAAAUCUGUGACUUUGGCUUGGCCCGGGAUAUUUAUAAAGACCCAGAUUAUGUCAGAAAAGGAGAUGCUCGCCUCCCUUUGAAGUGGAUGGCCCCAGAAACGAUUUUUGACCGAGUGUACACAAUUCAGAGUGACGUGUGGUCUUUCGGAGUCCUGCUCUGGGAGAUAUUUUCCUUAGGUGCUUCUCCAUAUCCUGGAGUAAAGAUUGAUGAGGAAUUUUGUAGGCGACUGAAAGAAGGAACUAGAAUGAGAGCCCCUGAUUACACCACACCAGAAAUGUACCAGACCAUGCUUGACUGCUGGCAUGGGGAUCCCAAUCAGAGACCCACGUUUUCAGAGCUGGUGGAGCACCUGGGAAAUCUGUUACAAGCUAACGCUCAGCAGGAUGGCAAAGACUACAUUGUUCUUCCCAUAUCAGAGACUUUGAGCAUGGAAGAGGAUUCGGGACUCUCUCUGCCUACCUCACCUGUUUCCUGUAUGGAGGAAGAGGAAGUAUGUGACCCCAAAUUCCAUUAUGACAACACAGCAGGAAUCAGGUAUGGUCUAAGGUCAACAUCCCCUGGGGGGAAGGGGCUUCAAGGUCAUCCUGGGGAGGCGGGUGGAGGAAGGACGUUGUAUGAAGUUGCUGCUUCUCACUUGCGCGUUCACCCUUGGCUCUGAGAGGUCCC
Molecule: messenger RNA, 3900 nt
Organism: Odocoileus virginianus texanus
Lineage: Eukaryota; Metazoa; Chordata; Mammalia; Artiodactyla; Cervidae
Source: RefSeq, a predicted model, not a curated record